AUGGCGACCUCACGUGAUGCGCCCCAUACAUUGAUCGCCGCUGCCAUCCGACGGGUUUCUAGUAGCUACAACCAACGAAACCUCGGCCCAAGCGUCGGCAGAGAAUUUGUCGCGCUUGUGAUGCCUGCUACAAGAGGAAGAUUCAGUGUGAUGCAGCAACGCCACGCUGCAAUUGGUGCCAUCACCAUGAUCUUCCUUGUACUUUCAGACGCAACCAGGAACGUAUCCAGGAACGCUCUAGAUCCCAUGACUCUCCAAGGUGUAGCUCUGAAUCACCAAUCGGGCCCGCCAUUAAGACAGAGUGGACCGGACAUGACCUUUACUCUUACUGUCGGGCCCCAGAACAAUCUCCAUGUCGGAGGACAUGCUCUCGGGAAUUUAUGCACUUUCAAUGGCCUGCCAUUCUUCUCCGCUACUGGCCGCCAGUGGAUUAAGGAACGCACCGGCGAAGAUGUAAAGCUCGAGUAUACGUCACCAAGGCCAUCUAUACUCGACCCGUUAACGCCCAAUGGGGUCGCGCAUGCAGUACCGCUUCCGGAUAAGGGAAUCCUGUGUCAGCUGCAUGACGAGUGGGAGAAUUCAAUCCUUUCCAAAAUGUUUCCGUUUGUAGACCGAGUGCUCCUUGAAUCAACUGUCGCUGCCGCCUACCAUAACGAAACGAGUGUCUCAUCUCCUGGUGCUGACAGCGCUAGAGCCUGCAUUCAUGCGUUUACGGCAACCUGCGUACAUUCCGCAGACCAGCAACAUGGGCAUAGAGUAGUGCAUACAGAGGACCAUCUUCAGACCGCCCACGACUUGGUCCCCCGGAUGCUGCACGAGUCUGUUACCAUAGAUGGCCUGCAGGCCGUUCUGAUGAUAAGUCUUUGCUCCUUGGUAGUCACGGGAAAUAUCCUGAUACUCGAGAUGUUACUCACAUCUGCGAUACGCUUCGUCUUCCAUCUAGAUGGUCACCUUGCCCCAGUCUACAUCGACGACGACCAGUUCAGGAGGAGCCUGCAUGUCCGAGAAUUGUUUUGGAUAUGUUAUAUCAUGGAUAAGGAGUUUAGUCUACGCGCGGGUCAUCCUCCGUGCCUGGAUGAGAGUCAGUGCGACCUCACACUCCCUGAUAUCCACCACACUGCGCCAGAAUUUCUCGCAGUCAUACGUCUUGCCAUGCUCCAAUCUGAGGUGUAUCAUCGAUUAUACUCCUUGAAAGCUUUGCGCCAGACAGAUGCCCAGUUAUUGGGCGCUAUUCGCGAUCUCGACAGCGCCUUGGAAGUUUGGAGAGUGUCUAUUCCCACCAACUUUCGGCCACGCCUCGUUGAUCGGGAAACAAACGCCAUGGACACUCCGAAUACAAUCUUUCAAUUACACUACCUGUACUGCAUGAGUAUGAUACAUCAAGCAAGUGGAAGAUGCUCUGCCUGGGUCCAGAAUCACGAUACAUCUGAAGCAGGAUCGAGUCUCGCUAUCAGCGUUGAAGCCAGUCGAUCGAUGCUGCAGAAGUUCCUUGAUGACCGUCUUGAUUUCAAUAAGUCCAACUUGAGGUUUACUCUUCCCUAUUUCCUGACAGCUAUCUGUCAUCUUUUUUCUAACAUUCUUUUUAAUCCAACGCACGGUGGCAUCGAUGACGACUUGGAACUGUUCAUGUCAGUGCCAACUCAUAUCAGAUCACGCGUACCGUUAGAAAUCCCGAGAUUAUCGGCUUAUCACAUCAAGCUCUUCGAAAACUUCGUGAUGGAAUUAGGACGCCUUGCUAGUAGUGCUAUUAACAAGGCGCGAGCAGGAUCUCAACAUAUGAACUAA
This is a messenger RNA of Aspergillus piperis CBS 112811, 1785 nucleotides long. Its product is annotated as fungal specific transcription factor domain-containing protein. Gene Ontology annotation, molecular function: zinc ion binding; DNA binding. The transcript has 6 exons. Gene Ontology annotation, biological process: DNA-templated transcription. The record is from RefSeq and is a predicted model, not a curated record. NCBI's taxonomy places the organism in Eukaryota, Fungi, Ascomycota, Eurotiomycetes, Eurotiales, Aspergillaceae. Bases 1 to 1785 code for a protein of 594 amino acids.